GCCGGAUAUGACGAAUUUGCAGGAAAAAAUUAACGACCCGGCUGGUAGUUGGACAGGCAUCUUCAAAGACAAUGGUUGAUGCAUCACUCAAUAUCUUCUCUGGUGAUCAAGAUAAUGCAUAUUGUUUCAGUGUCUUCAGUAAUUAAAUUCAACAAAAGAAUCCCUUUAUAAGCUUCCAUGAAGUUCAGCUGCUGUCUGUUGAUUCUGGUUCUUAACCUCAGUGUUUUUGCUCAAGAAAAUGUUACUUCCAACUUGACAUUUACUGUGGGAUCAAGGCCCCUGCCUCUCAACAUAUCAGUUCUCCCUAUCUUUCAAGUCUUGACAAAAUAUCCAGUUCCUCAGAAUAUCAUAGCAAAAGAAGGUACCUGUGUUUUCAUUGAAUGUAAUUUGAACAUUAGCCAGGAGGACACCAUAUUCUGGUACAACUCAAAGGGGCAUCUUCUGGAGCAAGGUGGAAGAGAUGGAAGACUGGUGAUUUCUGACAAUAUCCUCAAUAUCACAGGUGUAAUAUUUGCUGACCGGGGACGAUAUACUUGCAGUGUCACAAAUGAAAAUGGCACCUCUUAUUAUUCAAUCACCCUCAGAGUGGUCUCCACCUCUGGAGACAUGGGUAUUUAUUACAUGAUUGUCUGCCUAGUUGCUUUUACCAUCAUCCUUAUCUUAAAUAUUACACGCCUGUGCAUGAUGAGCAGCCAUCUUCGUAAAACAGAGAAAGCCAUCAAUGAGUUCUUCAGAACUGAAGGGGCUGAGAAACUACAGAAGGCUUUUGAAAUAGCCAAACGCAUUCCUAUUAUUACCUCUGCCAAAACUCUAGAGCUGGCCAAAGUCACCCAGUUUAAAACCAUGGAAUUUGCUCGAUACAUUGAAGAACUUGCCAGAAGUAUCCCUCUACCACCUCUAAUCCUUAACUGCAGGGCCUUUAUGGAAGAAAUAUUUGAAGCCGUGCAUGUUGAUGACCCUGAUGAAGUAGGAGAUGGAGUGAAACAGACCCAAGCACUUGGUACCCAAGAGGGACUGUAUCCCUUAAACCCAGAAAUAAAGCGCAGUAAUUCACCAGCAGGAGAUUCAGAUGAUGGUUCAGUGAAUGACCACUGCAAAGAAAUAGCUGUGGAGGUAUCUGUCCAUCUUCAGUCAGAAGCACAAAGCAUUGAUACUGUUUCUCACGAUAGUGUCCCCUCCCUGCCGUCAGAGGAUGGUCUGAGGGCUGAAUCCAAAUAGAAUAGCAAAGCUACUUGUAUGAUGUUCCUUCUGAUUUGGGAGAAUGCUCUCAAAGAGAAAAGGGAAAAUGCCACCAUAGUCUCAGAUGCAUAAUCCCUGUUUGUUUUUUGUUUUAACUUUUGUUAGGUGACUGUAAAAUCAGCGUAGAUGAAGUUAUUUUAAAAUUCUUACUAUAACUAAUCUUAGAAGUAUUUUGCAGCAAGAAAUCCUUUCUAUCAAUUAUUGAUUACUCCAGUUAUAACAGAGUGGACAAACUUUUGUUGGCUGGUGUAGUACAGUUUAUUAUAUUUGUGAGAGAAAGAUUGCAGCAAAGGGGGCACCGAUGGUAUGAUAUCAUGAAAAAUAAUGGGAUUUUGUGAGAUUCCCCCGCCGCCGCCCUUUUCAGUGAGCUAAGACUAAAAGAGCUACACACCUUUGCUUGCCCCUAAAAACUAAAAUGAAGGCUGAUGAGUUAUCUGUUCAUGAGAUACAGCAAAGUAAUACAUUGAUAUAAACCGUUUUUGUCAUGUCUACCCAGAAAGUUAAAUUCUUAUAUGUGCUCAGUUCUUUUAUUAAAAGAACUUCUUUUAUUACAGUUCACAAGUGUAUUGCAUAAGAAAUUAUAGGUCUUUUUGAAAAAAAAAUGCUAUAAGGAGACUGAUUGCUACAAUUGAAAACUAUGUGAAAAACUUAUGAAAUAUCCAGAGAUUUAGUUGUCUGUAUUUGUGUUCCUAUUAAGUAUUUGCAUUAGAAAAUAAGAACCCAAGUGCAACCUUUGCAUUGCAGUUAAGGACAAACCACUUAAAUAUUUUACCAAUUGCUAAAUAUUUUCAUAAAUGAGGAUUGUUUUCUUGGUUUACUCACAAUAUCAGCUUUUAGAAUAUUAUUUCAUUUCAUUGCAGUGAAAUGACAAAAUCUUUAGGUUCCCUCUGUUACUAUGAUAAAAGCAGUGACAACUUUGGUACCGGUGACUAUUUUGAAGUGUCUGUAGCAACCUCAUUUACAAUUUCAGCUUUCUUCUGGGAGCAGUGUGUUCUUAAUUGUUAAUAUUAAGUGGCCAAUGUUGAAGACAGUGUCAUUCCAUAGCAGUUAUUAAGUGUUCCAUGAAUAUCACCUGGGGGAAGCUGUUAACAUGAGCCAAUGAUAAUUUGGAUAAAAAAGCUGCACCGUUAGAAAAGUAGGCUGAGAAUUGUUAUCUAUGGAGUAAUAUUUGGCCUGGCCCCAAUAAAAAUCCUGGCGAAACCUCAAAUAACAACACCAUUACGCAACAAUCAACUUUAAUACAGACAUUUGGCUGAUUCCGCAUGUUCAGCAGUGUAAUUGCUUACUAGAGCUGUGUUGGCACAGCAGUUAGAAUGCAGUACUGCAGUAAUUCUGCUGACUGCCAGGAGUUCAAUCCUGACCAGCUCAAGGUUGAUUUAGCCUUCCAUCUUCUCGAGGUCUGUAAAAUGAGGACCCAGAUUGUUGGGGGCAAUAUGUUGACUCUAAUCUGCUUCGAGAGGACUGUAAAGCACUAUGAAGUGGUUUAAGUGCCAUUGCUACUGCUUCAGGUUAUAGUUAUGAAAUAAUAUAGUUAAAUUUCACAAACAGACACAAACCUUGUAAAUUCAAAACUAAAUUGUUGAGGAUUUCAUUUGGUCAAUUGUUGCCUGCUGUUCCCCUCACAUAACUUUGUAUGAAGCUUUUAGCUGUCUGAAAAAUUACUUCACAUAACUGCAGUGAUGCAAUCCAUUAUAUCAUCAUCUACUAUAAGCAGAUCUUCCUUAUACUUUGAGGUCACAUUUGCUAAUAAAAUAAGAUUGUCCUUUCUCUUCCAGCCAUUUGAAUUAACCCAGUUCAUAUAUGCUUUUUUUUCGCAUGGGGGCAACAGCCUUAACACAUAAUUUCCUUUUUAGCUUUAAAAAAACUGACAAAUAUAUUUGACCCGUAAUCUAGAAAGUUAAAAUCGCGCAAGUCUAAAUUUAUGAUAGAUAUGAAAUCCCUCUUGCUCUAGCAAAAGUUGAAGAAACAUAAUUUUUGAAGGAAUCUGUUAAGUUUAUAGCACAUGUGGGUGGCAAGUGAUAGUAAUGGCACCUGGAAGUUGGAGUCAUUGGCAGUAAUGCCCAUCUGUUUAACAGAUUGUUUAAGAAAACAUUUACCUCACAAUAUUUAGCUUAAUUUUCUUAAUAUUUGUUUCUGUUUCUGAAACAAACUAGAUCGUGCAGGCUUAAGCUUGGCAAAGGGAUAUGUAAAUGUAGAAUGCUAUUUCUUUUUGUCCUAUAAAUCAUUUUUAUGUAUAACUUGUAAAAAGAGAGGAUCUUGGUUUGCAUCACUUUCUCUGGAACAAAGGCAGGACGGAGAUGAGCAAUUAAUUUAGAUGGAUUAGAUGUGAAAAGCAUGCAUGGUAAAUAUUGUGCAGUGUAGAUAGUUUUUUUUUAAGCAUAUAUUUUUACCAAAUAUUCUUGUAGUGUUAUGAACAUAUUUGGAUAACUAUUGUGGGUGGUAUGUACUUGUUUAAAAAAUUGAUGUAACAUUAUGAAAAAAAACAAUGCAAGACUUCUCAAAUGGCCAACAGAUUUUUAUGAAUAAUUGGGGAAAAAGCCCAGCCGUAAAGGUAUUAUUACCGAACAUUGAUUGGAGUUUCUGCCUGUGUACAUUUUGUGUGUAAACUAAUUUAUAUUAGUAGACAUGAAGUUGUAUUCUCAUUUCUUUAGCUGUAGUGCUUUGUGAAAAUAUUAGAAAACUUAAUUCUGUUCACCAAAAUGUGGUUUCAGCAUUACAUUUGUAGCUUGGGAGUUGCCACAGUUGUAUUUCAUACUUUUAUAUAAAAGUAAAAUGGUGCUUUCUUCCAACAAUAAAAUCUAC
Messenger RNA from Pseudonaja textilis, 4041 nucleotides. RefSeq names its product microfibril associated protein 3 (gene MFAP3). NCBI's taxonomy places the organism in Eukaryota, Metazoa, Chordata, Lepidosauria, Squamata, Elapidae. The record is from RefSeq and is a predicted model, not a curated record.